Molecule: messenger RNA, 1047 nt
Organism: Spodoptera littoralis (African cotton leafworm)
Lineage: Eukaryota; Metazoa; Arthropoda; Insecta; Lepidoptera; Noctuidae
Source: the annotation of a GenBank genome assembly
AUGAAUUUAUCUGAGGAUAAUACAUUCGGGAACGGGCUUCUAUACGUGGGAUUUAAUCAAGAUCAAGGUUGUUUUGCUUGCGGAACGGAGAAUGGAUUUCGGGUGUUCAAUAGCGACCCACUUAAGGAAAAAGAGCGACAAAAUUUCGCUGAAGGUGGUCUUUCAUACGUCGAGAUGCUAUUUAGAUGCAAUUACAUGGCUUUGGUAGGAGGUGGUAAAACCCCCGUGUAUCCUCCGAACAGAGUCAUAAUAUGGGAUGAUUUGAAAAAAGAUUCUGCAAUAUCACUCGAUUUCAAUAGCCCUGUGAAAGCUGUGAAGCUGCGAAGAGACCGCAUUGUUGUUGUAUUGGAAAACUUGAUAAAAGUUUACACAUUCACGGCUCAGCCACAGAUGCUGCAUGUGUUUGAGACAUGCCAAAACACUAGAGGACUGUGUGUUGUCUGCCCCAACAGUAAUAAUGCACUACUUGCCUACCCCAGCCGCAAAACAGGACAUGUUCAGUUGGUGGAAUUAACCACACAUGCAGGUGCCAGUGCUGCCCCAGAAGGUCACUUGAUAGCUGCACAUGAGGCACCACUCAGUUGCCUAGCCCUCAAUGUGGGUGGCACCCGGCUGGCUACUGCUUCUACUAAAGGCACACUCAUCAGAGUUUUUGACACAGGCACUGGACAGAAGCUUGCCGAGCUGAGGAGAGGCGCACACCAGGCUACAAUUUACUGCAUAAACUUUAAUCACUCAAGCACCAACUUAUGUGUUACAUCAGACCAUGGCACAGUCCAUGUGUUCAGCUUGGAAGAUGAAAAGCUCAAUAAGCAGUCCAGUUUGGCGACAGUAAACUUUUUACCAAAAUAUUUUUCAAGCAAUUGGAGUUUUUGUAAAUUCACCAUCCCAAAUGGACCUCCGUGUAUCUGUGCCUUUGGAGUUGACAAAAGUUCCAUCAUUGUUAUCUGUGCUGAUGGAUCUUAUUACAAGUACAAGUUUAACGAAAAGGGCGAGUGUACUAGAGAUGUUUACGCUCAGUUCCUGGAGACAUCUGAAGACAGAUAA